AUGAAUAAAAAGCGAUUGCAAAACGGCCUAAGCUACAGUAUCAAGUUAAAGACAUUCCCUGGUGCUACAGCUGCUGAUAUGGCCCAUUACGUCAAACCGGCAUUAAUGGCAAAGCCGGAUGUUGUUAUACUACAUGUGGGUACCAACGACAUCAAGAACAACUCACCAGAAAAAGUGGUGCAAUCCAUCUGUAACCUUGGUAAAGGAAUCAGGAACCAGCAAAACAAAAUUGAUUUGAUCCUUUCAUCAAUCAUCACUCGGAAUGAUGAUCCAUCUCUGGCUACAAAGGUAACAAAAUGUAAUAAACUACUUAAUGAUUUAUGUACCGAGCAAAACUGGGGUCUAAUAGACAAUAGUAACAUUGAUAAAUACCAGCUAAAUAGCUAUGGUCUGCAUUUGAACACAAAGGGCUCAGCCUCCUUGGCAAAAAACAUAAAGAAUUACUUAAAGAAUAUCAAUUGA
Messenger RNA from Paramuricea clavata, 462 nucleotides. The record is from the annotation of a GenBank genome assembly. NCBI's taxonomy places the organism in Eukaryota, Metazoa, Cnidaria, Anthozoa, Malacalcyonacea, Plexauridae.